GAGAUGGCCUACGGCGCAUGGCUCUCUUUGAAUAAUAAUUUAAUGGUAUUUUCCUUUAAGCGGAUAUAUUAGCAGGUUAAAUACAUACAUACGGCAAUAUUUAUCUGAAUGAAAGUAAAUACAGUCUGAUGGCAACAUUAAUGCUUUUUUGGAAAGCCCCACUAGAGGGCAAGAUUCGUGUUUUGAGCUAUGCGAGGUCUGCGCGAACAACAACACGAGGGAACAUUUGCUGCUCGCUGUGCUUGACAGUUUUACACGUAGUGCACACUUCUGUAGAUGCACUGUAAACCUGUCACUGUCCAGGAGUUGAGAAACAACCGCAGCUGAAACUUCCGCUUAAAUGCACAAUUCAUUGUUUAUUUCCUUUUAAGAAGGGGUUUGAAGACCGACGAUUCGAGAUAAGUGCUGUAUCCUGUUUGCGGUAUGCUUUCGACAUAUCAGCUUUAUUCAUUCUAACGUAAGGCUAGACUUCACGUGUCAGUGCUUGUGUGUAGGUUUUGUGCACAACACAGUUGGACAUUAUGGCUGAGGAAGAGCUCAUGUUCAGUAUGGAGGAGGUGGGCAGUUUGAAGGAUGGCCCAAGGAAUGGAUGUGGUCACAGCAGAGUGUCCUUUGAAGAUGCCAAUGCAAGUGAUAAUGAAGAAGAUGAUCUCUUCAUUUGCCCCAUCACCGACUACCCCAUGAGCCCAACCAAAGGCAGCUUUGACAAUCUAAGAAACCUUCCUCACAACAAGCAGCUUUCCAAUUCAUUGCCAAAAAACUCCUUCACUUACAAGAACAAAAAUGAAACCGUGCAGGACGUGCACUCUAACAGGUUUGGCUCUUUAACUGAGAGAGGUCGGGACGCUUGGAAACAUGCUAUUGAGAAAGCCAAAGCCAUGCCGGAUCCCUGGGCUGAGUUCCAUCUGGAAGAAAUGGAGACCGAACGGUGCACUCGAUACAGAUACAAUGCUGUUACUGGUGAAUGGGCGAAGGACGACAUAUUUAUCAAGAUUUCCUCACAGAUAUUUGGAAAAGGAGCCAUGAGGGAAUGCUACAGAGCGAAGAAGUUGUCAAACUUCUCUCACAGCAGCAAAUGGAAAUCAGCCUCAAACUAUGUGGCUAAGAGCUACAUGGAGACUGUGGACAGAGAGGUUUACUUUGAGGAUGUCAAGUUACAGAUGGAGGCCAAAUUAUGGGGUGAAGAAUUCAAUCGACACAGGCCUCCUAAGCAGGUUGAUAUCAUGCAGAUGUGUGUUGUGGAAAUGACUGGUCGUCCUGGAAACCCUUUGUUUCACCUUGAGCACUACAUUGAAGGGAAGUACACAAAAUAUAACUCCAACUCUGGCUUUGUGAGGGAUGAUAACAUACGCCUUACACCCCAGGCAUUCAGUCAUUUCUCAUUUGAACGCUCUGGACACCAGCUGAUCGUGGUGGACAUUCAAGGUGUUGGUGACCUCUACACAGACCCUCAGAUCCAUACUGAGAAGGGCACUGAUUUUGGAGAUGGCAACUUGGGUUUGCGUGGCAUGGCUCUCUUCUUCCACUCUCACCUGUGUAAUAAGAUCUGUAAGAGUAUGGGUCUGACCCGCUUUGACCUAUCCCCAGCUGAAACAGCACAACUGGACAGCACCAACAAACUGCUGCAGCAAUCUGCUCGGACUGUUCUCCGUGGUUGUGAGGAGCUGUGUGGUUCUCCGCGUGUGAGGACGACCUCACUCGGACAUAUGCCUCCUCUCCUGUUCCGUCUCGCAGAGAGUUCCUCAAUGGAUGAGACCAGUGAAACAGACUCUAUUCCCUGUUCUCCGCUCAGUAUGGGCAUCGCUGUGGGUCGAUCGCCCAUGGGUUGGUCUUUCAUGAAUGAAAUGAAUGAAACACAUCGAGCUAACUCUGAUCAUAAGGACUCAGAGAAUGGAGGAGACAGCGGUUGCCCUAGUGAGAGACGCAGUGAGGGAGACCCUGCUGAACAUCACAACCAGGGACGCCCCUUCUACAGCAGACAUUACUCAGAAUCGGAUGAAGACAGUGUUCGUCGGCUGACAGAAGAAAAAUGGAGUUUCUACCAUUCCUCUCGCUCGCAUAUACACAGAUCCUCCUGUGUGACGAUGGAAGUGGAGAGACUGAACUCUUUUGUCCAUGAGCGAAAAAUUGGUAAAUCCAUCCUAGGCAAGGUUCAUUUAGCGAUGGUCCGGUACCAUGAGGCCGGGCGGUUCUGUGAGAAGGACGCCCCGUGGGACCAAGACUCUGCUAUGUAUCAUAUGGAAAGAGCUGCUAUGUGUGGGGAGCUGGAGGCUAUUGUUUCUCUCGGUCAAUGUUAUCUUCAGCUGCCACAUCAUAUUCUUCCUGAGAUCGAAUUAGAGGCGUCAGAGGAGAACAGAAGGAAGGGCUUCCGCUUUCUGCUUCAGGCUGCUGAGGCAGGAGACAGACCCAGUAUGAUUCUAGUGGCACGUGCAUUUGACACCGGUUUUAACCUCUCCUCUGAUAGGACUAUGGACUGGAAACAGGCUGUGCACUGGUACGACUGUGCGCUGAAGAUGACAGACUAUGAUGAGGGGGGAGAGUUUGACGGCAUGCAGGAUGAGCCACGUUACCUUCUUCUGGCACGAUUGGGUGAGAUGUACCAGGAGGGAGGAUUCAACCUCAGUGCAGACCCUCAAAGAGCAGGUGAUCUUUUCACUGAGGCAGCUGAUGCAGCUAUGGAGGCCAUGAAGGGCAGACUGGCCAGUCAGUACUACAUGAAAGCAGAGGAAGCAUAUGGCAUGAUGGAAGAAUGAAGACGCUGAUGCGCCAAUGAUUAUGGAUAAUAUUUUGCACCCAACUUCAGUUUACAUGCUCUUUUUGCCUUACAUUUUCCUUGGGUCACUUUGACUUAAGAGAAACUAUUUUAUAAUGGGAUAAUGCUUUUCUAAUUAAUGUGAUAAGGGAAUAGAAAUGUUGAUUCUGGAUCAGUGCUAUACUGAGGUGCUAAAUACUACAAAUUAUAUCCUGGUUAUCUUUUCAUAAAGAAUAGUCAUGAACUUGUGCAGUUUGUUCAGGUUGCUUUAUGAAAAUUUGGGAUAUGUCCUUUACCUGUCAGUAAUUUCAUAUUCAUGUUUCUAAAAAGCCAGUUGAAUGUUUCCUUAAUAAACCUGUUGUGACUUUUAAAAUGCAGCAUCACUGCCCUUACAAAAAUUGACAGUUCAUGGCAAAUUCACCACUGAUCAUUUUCACAAGCAAAUUGUACAUUGUUGCCAAAGGUUUGCUGCAGGUUCACCACUACUGGUGAUGAUCUGCAAACUUCUGGCAAACAUUUGCGGUGAAUCACAAGCUCAUUUGCAUAUGAAAAUAAUGAGUGGCAAAUUUGUGGCUAGUUUCCCGGAACUGUAGAUUUUUUGCAAGGCCGAUUAACCAUACUUCUAUAGAAUGCAUUUGCUGUAUUAGAUCUGAUUUAUAUAGAUGUAAAGCAUAAAAAGAUGUUGCUUUAAGUUUUAACAAUUGUGAGUUUUACUGUGUUAGGCCUGUUUCACAUCACAUGCAAAAGCAGCACUUUUUUAAAUCCACUAUAAAUCUAUUUAUCAACUGAAUCUUUUGCAAAAUAGGCUUUUAUGGAGUCAUAUAAUACAAUUCAGUGAAUUAAUCACCCAAAAAAUAUAUUUGUUUGGCAUGUGUUUUGCAGUGUGACGUGCACGAACCGUUUCUGUUCAAUAAAUCUGAUUGAAUCCUGAAAUUUGAGGUUUAGUGUCCAUUCGAUGUAAAAAAAAAAAUAUAUAAAAUUUGGCUGUAUGAUGAUGAAGUUUACAAUAGUUUUCAACGGCCCACUCCUGAAAACCAUUUUAUAAUUUAUGGUUUAUUUUAAAGGGAGUACUCCACAUUGCUACCCAGAAAUCAAAUUAAUUAAUAUAUUUUCUGUAUUGAGCUGCAGCUCUGUUACACCGCAGAAACGCUGUCAGUAUGAAAGCUAAACUUAUUACAUUGCAGCUUCAUGUACACAUUGCUUUGGCAUGUGGUGAGAAACAGGCUUUAAUGUCAUAACUUUUUGAUUUCACCACAGUCUGUUGCAUGUGUGAUCUGUUUUGCUGGCUAUAUUUUAAUUAUUUGUUUAAAACAACACUAAAUAAUAAUAUCCACAUCUGCUUCCAAAUUCACACCAAGAUGUCAUUGAAUUACUUGAAUUAUGUGAAUAUCUUGAAUUAAUGGUAAGAAACAUUUAAAGGUGCCGUAAGGAACGUUGGCCAUUUUGGUACUUUGAAAGGUUGUUCCAAGCAAAUGUGAGCAACUCUGACUUUUCAAUCCUUUCUCAAAGGUCCUUUCCACAUAACCAAUGAAUUUAAUUAAAAUAUAGACACAAAGAGGCUGUAUUUGAUGUAAACGUUUUAAUGGUCACAGCAGCAGGGUUAGACUGAGAGUAAAAAUCGGCCCUUGAAACAUGCAGCCAAUCAGGCCUAUGUAUUCCACCAUUAUCGGUUAACCGUCCAACCGGCAUAUUUUUUUGACACAGAGAAAUGCACAUUUGACAGUAAAGCUUUGAUUCUGAGUUUGGGAUGCAGAUGUAAAUGUACAACAAUAUCUGUAAAAAUAAAAAAAAAUUAUUAAUGUCCAA
This is a messenger RNA of Xyrauchen texanus (razorback sucker), 4558 nucleotides long. It is a transcript of the gene eef2k, whose product is annotated as eukaryotic elongation factor 2 kinase. Gene Ontology annotation, biological process: protein phosphorylation. Gene Ontology annotation, molecular function: calcium ion binding; calmodulin binding; elongation factor-2 kinase activity. The coding region runs from base 522 to 2753 and encodes 743 amino acids. The record is from RefSeq and is a predicted model, not a curated record. NCBI's taxonomy places the organism in Eukaryota, Metazoa, Chordata, Actinopteri, Cypriniformes, Catostomidae. The transcript has 19 exons.